This is a messenger RNA of Rosa chinensis, 3727 nucleotides long. Its product is annotated as pentatricopeptide repeat-containing protein At3g61520, mitochondrial. Gene Ontology annotation, molecular function: protein binding. The transcript has 2 exons. Lineage: Eukaryota; Viridiplantae; Streptophyta; Magnoliopsida; Rosales; Rosaceae. The record is from RefSeq and is a predicted model, not a curated record. The coding region runs from base 52 to 2388 and encodes 778 amino acids.
UUAAGUUUCUAACAAGAGCAACACAUUUAGAAUAUUUCUCCCAAAAUCAAAAUGAAGAGUCUUUCACUCUCGGCCUCAAGCCACUCAAAAUCCCUCCUCCACCUUCUUAAACCCCAAACCCCCCAAUCCAAAUCCCCCGUCUUCCUCCUCCUGAGCCGCCACCUCUGCGCAAAUCCCAAUUCCAAUCCCAACCAACCACCCCAAGACGACUAUUCCCUCGUAACCCAAGUCCUCCAACUCCUCCGACCCAAUGAGAAAGACUGGAACUUUGACCAACUCCACACCCUCCUCUUCCCCAACUCAACCUCUCCCUCUCCUCGCUCCCUUUUCCUCAUCACUCGCCGCCUCGGCGCUCCCUCCAAAGCCCUCAAAUUCUUCGAUUACGUCUCCGAAAACGUGGCCGGAACCCCUCCAGGAUCCAAGGCUCUGCUCUCCACCGCAUUCCAGGCCCUUCUGGAGCUCACAUUGCGAGAGCCCACCUCGAAAAACAAGCUCUUUGAGCUUUACAAGAUGGCCAAGGACCGGAAUGUCCCGCUUAAUCUCAAGGCCGCAGGUCUCCUUGUUCGGUCCAUGGGCGCGGCUGGGAUGGAGGACGAGGCUCUCAUAGUGUUUAACGAGCUUCAUUUGGGGUUGAAAACUACCCACAUUCGCAAUGUGAUGGUUGGGAUGUUGCUGAAGAUUGGGCGAGUGGAUGAUGCACUGAAGGUGCUCGACGAAAUGCUUCACCCAGAAGCGAAGUUUCGGGUUGAUGAUUUUACCAGCGAUGUUGUGAUUGGCUCAUUAUUGAGGAGACAGCAGAUAGGGAGGAGUGUCAGUGAGGAAGAAAUUGUGGAGUUGGUGUCGAGAUUUGGUAAGCAUGGUGUGUUUCCUAAUAGCACAAUACUUACGAAAUUGGUCACUGUUUUGUGUAGGAAUAGGAAGAUUGGUAUUGCUUGGGAUGUUUUACAUGACGUCAUGAAGAUGGGUGGUGCUGUAGAAGCUGCUCCGUGCAAUGCGCUUUUGACAGCUUUGGGAAGAGGUAAUGAUUUUAAGAGGAUGAGUGAGCUUAUGGCGAAGAUGGAAGAGAUGGGCAUUAAGCCCGAUGUUAUAACUUUUGGUAUUCUUAUCAAUCGGUUAUGCAAGUCUAGGAGAAUAGAUGCUGCCUUGGAGGUGUUUGAAAAGAUGAGUGGAGGAGUAAAGGGGGUUUCGGCUGAACCAGAUGUGAUCAUCUAUAACACUCUGAUUGAUGGACUUUGUAAAGUGGGAAGGCAGGAAGAAGGAUUGCGUUUGAUGGAAAGGAUGAGAUCGCAAGGUGGCUGUGCUCCUAAUACUGUUACCUACAAUUGUUUGAUUGAUGGCUUCAACAAAGUUGGGGACAUUGAGAUGGGCCAUGAGCUCUUUGAUAAAAUGAAGGAGGAAGGGAUACCACUAAAUGUGGCCACCCUUAAUACUUUGCUUGAUGGUCUGUGCAGGCAUGGGAGACUCAACACUGCAUUUGACUUCUUCAAUGAAAUGCAGAGGGAUGGUCUGAAAGGCAAUGCUGUCACUUACACAAUCUUAAUCACUUCCUUUUGUAAUGUGAACAAUAUUAUCAAGGCAAUGGAGUUGUUUAAUCAGAUGUUGAGCGCUGAGUGUCCCACAGAUGCAAGAGUUUACCACUGCUUGAUCUCUGGUUUAAGCCAAGCUGGAAGGAUGGAGGAUGCCAGCUUUGUUGUUUCGAAGUUGAAGGAGGCUGGUUUCUCUAUGGAUAUCGUUUCCUACAAUGUUAUGAUUAAUGGGUUCUCCAGUAAAAAUAAGCCUGAUAAGAUUCAUGAGAUGAUUGAGGAAAUGGAGGCGUCUGGAGUGAAGCCUGAUAGCGUAACAUACAACACCUUGCUUGCCUACUUAAGCAAAGCUGGGGACUUCAAAAGUGCACAUAAAGUACUUGACAGGAUGAUGGAUGAGGGUAUUGUUCCCACUGUUGUCACUUUUGGUACAUUGAUUCAUGCACAUUGCUUGGAUGGUGAUAUCGACAAAGCCAUGAGAAUCUUCAGAGACAUGGGUUCUAAGUCAAAGAUACCUCCGAAUACUGUAAUAUACAGUGAUUUAAUAAAUUCUCUCUGCAAGAAGAAUGAUGUGGAACAAGCUCUUUAUUUGAUGGAGGAUAUGAAGGAGAAAGGGGUCAGACCUAAUACCCAAACGUUCAAUGCCCUGUUCAAAGGCCUUAGAGAGAACAAUUUAUUAAAGAAGGCAUUUCAAUUUAUGGAUCGAAUGGUUGAACAGACCUGUAAUCCUGAUUAUAUAACGAUGGAGAUUCUUACUGAAUGGCUUUCUGGUGUUGGUGAAAUAGAGAGGUUGAGAAAGUUUGUUCAAGGAUAUCCGGUUUCAAAGCCUCAGCCCAAACAGAAGGAUGGGAUUGUCGCAUUGUAAAUCGUUCAUGGUCAGGAGAAAGCAUAAAUGAUUCUAAUCUUCAAGCCUUUUUGCAGCGGACAGGUCAGCUUAUUAUGUAGCCAUGUUGAUCUUGGUUGAUACAUGUGCAUCGGAUAUUCUUGUGUGUAUCCCUUUUGGUCUUAACAUCUUUGGUAAAGUUUAUCUCAUAAGAUAUGUUUGUAAUAUCUUUGCUGUUUACGUUCUACUGCAACUUUAGCUUUUGCUUGGUAAAGAACUUAUUAGGCAUUUAUAGGCUUUAGGAACUGUAUUCUUAUUUAAGACUGCAUGGUCAGCGUAUAUGGAUUCUGAUGCAUUUGUUGGCAUAUGUUAAUUCAGAUGCAACUAGUGCAAAUAGUAGGGAUUCAGGUAGGCUCAAAACUACUACGUUUCCUGAGCUCAGCCUCAAGCUUGUAACAAGCCUAGAACCAAAUACUUGUCACAACUUAUUCUAAUGGCUGUAGGCAUCAGGCUCCAACUUAGUUGUUCUCCCUGAUAACCUAUGGGUUAUUGGGUUUGGUCUAGAAUAUUUUUUCUUUCUUUCUUUCUUUCUUUCUUGUUCUUUGUCAGGGUUUUGGCAUGAUAUAUAAUUCUCUGUUGACAUAAUAAGCUUAUCUUCAAUUAUUUCCUUAUAUCAUGCUGGUGCUAGUUUACCAUGAUCACAGCACCCACAUCAUGCCAAGGGCCCAAGGUUAAUUCAACCCCACAUCAUGCCAAGGGCCCAAGGUUAGCCCUAAAUUCCGAAGCAGUUUGCACAAGUUGGAGAAGUCAUCAACAAAGCUCUAGUAGAGUACAAGGAAGAAGUGACUUGUGGGAAGUUUCCGGCCGCUGCCCAUUGCCCAUACAAAAUUAAUCCUGCUGAUGUUGAUGGCUUUUUAAGCGAGUUAUGUACAAAAUAAUGGGUUUGGACAAGGCCACAUCUGCGGCCGCUGAAGCAGCCGAGAAGAUAUACACAAGCAAAUCAAAGUAACUGGCAAUGACCCAAAGGCUCAUGUGAGUAAAAACCCAUCUAGUCAAAAGUUGGAUUUUGAAGUAAAGGAUCACAAUGCGAAAAUGUGAAAUAUCUAAUGAGUCGUGCAUUGUUUUCAUGAUGGUCAGCGUUAUCUUACAAUAGUUUGAAGGAGCAGAAUGCCACCUUCCCCUUUGACAUUUCCCCGUAACAGUGUAGGUAUCCAUUGAAUGAAGUUUGGUUCCAUUCUGAGUUGUAAAAGAAAGGUUCUUCUUGUUUAAUAUUGUGUUUAGAAUUCGAAAGCAACUUCAGUAUUAAGAUUUGAAUAUCACUACUAGAAUCAUUCCUGAUUCCAUACGUGUUAGUAUGUUACUAGACAUUUUAAGGCAAAAU